Cylindrotheca closterium is the source of this 579-nucleotide messenger RNA. Lineage: Eukaryota; Bacillariophyta; Bacillariophyceae; Bacillariales; Bacillariaceae. The record is from the annotation of a GenBank genome assembly.
AUGAAAGUCUUUGCAAUUUACCUCCUAUCAUACCUUUGCAUUAGUGUUUCGGCGUUUAGCUCUACACAAAAGUCUAUUCGCAGUGAUGUUUCCCUAUCAAUGGCGGCAGACAAGAACUCCGACAUGAUGCGAUGGGCACGUGCGGCACGAUCGGCAGGAAGUGAUGACACCGUCGUUGAACUUAUGAAACCCUUGGGAGUUAUUUUGAACCAAGAUGCCAGUGGAAACGUUUACGUUGAAACUGUAGCGCCAAAGGGUAACGCAGCGAGAACGGGAAAGGUCAAAGAAGGAGACAUCGUCACAAUGUGCUCGGCUACAUUUGGCGAUGAAAUGUGGUCAACGAGAGGUGUUGGAUUGACCCGUGUACUGGCCGCGAUCCGUGUUCGAUCAGGAAACACUGUCAAAUUGGUAUUGGAAAGCCCUGACCAAUACAAAAAGAAAGCAGAGAUCACAACAAAGCAACGCCAAGCCAUGGAGGAUGCCCGCAAGGCUGCUCAAGCCAAGAAAGAUCAACUUCUUUCGGAGCUUGAAAAAGACGAGGAGCGUUUGAAGUCAAAGAAAUUCUUCGGUCUGUUCUAG